AUGGAGGACGCGGAAAUUGCAGAAGAUGCAGGCGAUGCGGCGGAGGAGGUGGUGGUUGUGGAGAUUGGAGAGAACGAGUUGAGUGCAGAGGAGGAAGAGAACGAGGAGGAUGAGGAGGUGGAUGAAGAAGAGGAGGAGGAAGAGGUUGAUGUGGAAAUUGAAGGGGAUGAGUUGCGCGUAGAAGUAGAGGACGAUGCGGUGAGUAUGGAUAUAACGGAGGAGGAGGUAGAGGAGAGCAUGCACGCGGGCGUGGCUGCAGUAGGCGCGUUUGUCGGCUGGCAUCCCGUGGAAGCGGGCGGAAGGGGCGCCUCCGCCCCGCGCGGGGCCCGCGGCGGAGCGGACGGCGCGGGGGAAAGCGCGGAGGGUUUGCGCGGGGCGGAAGGGCCCCGGACUCCCGACGGGUGGUUUGGGGAAUCGGCGCUGGUAGGCGCGCGGGAUGGGGACCGGGGGGGCGAUAGCGCGGAGGAUGGCCGCGCGGGGAGCGCAGGGGAAGGCGCGGAUGGUAGUUCGGGAAGUAGAGCAGCGGAUGGUGCAGCGGUUGGCGGAAAUGGCGCACGAGGGGAAGGGGAAGGGGAAGGGGAAGGGAGGGAAGGGAAGAAGCGAGGGGGGCGCAAGUCGGUGGGGAGGGGUAGGGUGGGGCAGGGGAGAAGGAGAACUGGGAAGGGCGCGGGAGGUUCAGCUAGGAGGGGCAUGGGAGAAGGGAGUGGAAGCACGGGCAACGAGCAGGGGCGGUCGGGGGUAGCGGAAUCGCAGGCGGGUGGGACGUUCCAGGGGAAGGAGGAGGAAAAGCAACGCACGGGCGGACGGUCGACGAAGAAAGAAGUGCGAACGAGGGGUCAGGCGCGGUUGGCAGUGGUUAUAGGGGAUGCGUUGGAUAAAGGGAGGGCUGCGGCGACAGCUGGAGCAGCAGCGAAAUUGAGGAAGGAGAGGAGGGAGAGUGCGAAGAGGGGGGACAGGGCGGAGAGGGCGGAGAGGGCGGAGAGGGCGGAGAGGAGAGGCAAGGCUAAGGCUCGAGAUGUCUUGUGGGUGAAACGACAGAGCUUAGAACGAGGGGGUAAGGCCGGUGCAAACACAGGGGCGAAAGCAGGGGCGAAAGGAGGGGCGAAAGGAGGGGCGAAAGCAGGGCCGCAAGCAGGGGCGAAAUCAGGGGCGCAAGCAGGGCCGCAAGCAGGGGCGACUCCUGAGUUUAUGAAAAUGCGUUUGAGAAAGGGGCAGAGAGGAGGGAAGGGGCGCAGAGGAGGGGUGAGGGGCGCAGGGCGCGGGGAGGAAGAGGCUGAUCCGUCUGGUAGUGCGAGUCCUGAUGUGGUGGAGGUGCCUCUGGUGGAGGUGCCUCUGGUGGAGGUGCCUCUGGUGGAGGUGCCUCUGGUGGAGGUGCCUCUGGUGCAGGUGCCUCUGAUGGAGCAUGGGGUGCCCAUGGUGGGGCAUGGGGUGGAGGUAGAGCAGGGUAGGCCAUGUGGUGGGGCUUUUCCUGACGCGCCUCAGAAGGAAAGGCUUAGGCCGUGUGUUGGGGCCUUUUCUGAGGGUUCUCAGAAGGGAAGGCUUAGGCCGUGUGGUGGGACUGUGCGGGAAGGAAGGAAGCGGAAGCGGGCAGAUGCGAGGGUGGAAGAAGCGGAGAGCGCGGGUGGGGGGUUGGCAGACGAGGAGGACGGAGCAUGUAGAGGCGUGGACGCAUGGGAUGAGUCUCCGUUGAAUAGUUCUCCGCGUGAGGCUGCUUGGGCGUCAGUCACAGCUGGGAGAGCAGUGGGAGCAGAGGAAACAGUGAGGGGGGAAGUGGGAGCAGUGGGUGUAGUGAGGGCAGUGAGAGCACUAAGGGCAGUGAGAGAAGUGAGUACAGGGACUGGAUCUGCAGCAGCAGCAACUGCUGCUGCUGCAUUUGGCAGUCCCAUUGAUGUGGCUUCGCCUGAUAAUGUCACACGGUCUGCCAAUGCUGCCAGUGCUGCCACUGCCGCCACUGCUGCUGGUGACAUCACUGGUGCCACUGCUGCCAAUGCGACCAAUGCACCAUCCCUUAGUGCGAAUGCUACUCCCGACUCGCCACUACCCGCAACACCUCCCCCUGCUUCCUCACGUCACCAACGCUCCACUGCUGCCGGUGCUACCACUGCUGCCAACGCUACCAACGCUACCAACACAGCCAAUGCACCAUCCCCCAGCGUGCCAGCUCCUUCCACCUCGCCACUACCUGCCACACCUCCCCGUGCCUCCUCGCGUCACCAACGCUCCACUACUGCUGGUGCUACCACCGCUGCCAAUGCUACCAACGCUACCAACACGGCCAAUGCACCAUCCCCCAGUGUUGCUGCUCCUUCCACCUCGCCUCUACCUGCCACACCUCCCCGUGCCUCCUCGCGCCACCAACGCUCCACUACUGCUGGUGCUACCACCGCUGCCAAUGCUACCAACGCUACCAACACGGCCAAUGCACCAUCCCCCAACCCCACACCGAUGGCUCUCGCAUUGUCAAUGUGGAGUACUCCCGGAGUGGUGCGAAUCCCCUCCAACUCUCCUUUCCACCAACCCCAGCACCCUCACCAACCCCUGCAUUCUCCUCCCCACCAACACCCCCUCGUUCUCCUUCCUGUCAUCCUCCUCAAUCUCUUUCCAUCCCUUUCCAUCCCUUUCCUUACACUCUAUCUCGCGGCCCCCUGCUCCCCUGCCAAAGCACAUUUCUAUUUAGGGUCGCCCGCGCUUCCCUCUUCUGGCCUACUGGAAGCACGAGAGGAUUUUCAGCCCUGUGGUGUGGGGAGAGCAGUGGGUACUGAAUCGGCCCUAAAGUCGCCUAGGGGGAGGAGGGGUUCUGGGCGAGGGGGGGAUGAGGCGGAUGAUCUGGGUGCUACGGCUGGAAGGACAGGUGUGGGGAGAGUUGUGGCUGCUGAAUUGGCCUUAAUGUCGCCUAGGGGGAAGGGAAGGGGGGGUCGGGGGGGGGUUGAGACAGCGGGUGUGUCUGCUUCGGCUGGAGUGACAGGUGUGGAGAGAGCAGUGGCUGCUGAAUCGGCCCGGAAGUCGCCUAGAGGGAGGGGGAGGAGUGCUCAAGGGGAAGGGGGGGUUGAGGUGGAGAGUCUGGGGAGAGCUGUGGCUGUUGAAUCGGCUCUGAAGUCGCCUAGAGGGAGGGGGAGGUGUGCCCAAGUUGGGGUUGAAGCGGACGUGGCGGGAGGAAGAACUGUGCCUGGUAGGGCUGCCAAGGCUGCUGCUCUGGCUCGGAUAUUCCGAACCUCGAGAACAGGGCAGAAGGGGAGAGUGGAUGUGGGUGCGGAGAAGGGAAGAGUGGUGGAGAAUGCGGAGGAAGGGAGAGUGGAGAGGGUUGGAGGGGGGGGUGACGGAUUGGAUGGGAGUGGGGGAGGGGCGAGACAGCAAGAAGAGGGGGAAAGCAUGGGAAAAGGGAAUGGGGAAGCGAAGGGGAAGGCGAAGGGGAAGGCGAAGGGGAAGGCGAAGGGGAAAGCGAUGGGGAAAGAAAGUGGUCUCAAGAGGAAAAGAGAGGAGGUACAGGAAAUGGAAAGGAGGAGUGUUAGAGUGACCAGAUCGAUGGCUAGGAUUGCUCGAGGGGAUAGUGGGGAAGUGGGGAAAGGUGGGGGGAAGGGGAAGUGGCUGGGGAAGGGGAAGGGGGAAGGGAAGGGGAAGGGGGAAGGGAAGGGGAAGGAGGUGGGGAAGGGGAAGGAUGAUUGUCAUAUGUCCCCAUCCCCAUCCGCUGUUCCGCCAUCUUCACCCCACAAUCCCUCAUCCCCACCCCACAAUGACAAUCCGCCAUCCCCAUCCCACGACCCCCAAUGCCUUGCCCUGGUCCCAGCGCCCCCCCCACCCUCCCCUCCUCCCUCUGUCAACAUCUCCGAAUCUACUCGCAAUCGCUUCUCUGCUUCAACCUCUGCCUCUGCUUCUGCCACUGCGGCUGCCGCUGCCGCUGCUGGUAACCCUAUGGCUUCACCGUCACACGCCGCUAGGAACCGGCCUAAUCAGGAUCAGAACCACCGCGGGCAGAACCACCCCUCUCAAGACGAACCCCCUGAAAGCCCCGCCUCUGCUCCUGCUUUCGCUCCUGCUGCCGCUCCUGCACUGGAUCACAUGGGGUGGACGGCGGGUCAAGUGAGAGCGUUUCACGAGGCCAUGAGUGCAGUGAAUCCGCAUGCAGAGGGGUUCUGGGCGCGGGUGGCCCUGUGGGUGCCUGGAAAGACCGCGACUGAGUGCUUUGACCGGCAUCAUGAGCAGUUUCCCACGCCGCCGAGACGGAGGGAGAGGCAGAGGCGGUUGAUUGGAGGGGGUGGGAGGGGGGAGGAGGAGGGGCAGCAGGAGGAGCAGGGGCAGGAGCAGCAGCAGCGAGGGGUGCCGGUUGGGGAGUCAUCCCAUGCUGCGUUUGUUGCUGCUUGUGUGGGGAUUGGGCCUCGGGGAGGUACGUGGGACGACGUGCCAUACCCUUGCUGGGUGCCCCCUGUGUUGACGUUUGAGUCGACUCAUAAUUUGAAGGCGGCACUGAUGGUGGCUGCACACAGGAGGAUGCAAGACAAGUGUGUCUUCCAGGUAACACAGGCAGAUCAGCACCUCUCCGCCUUGCCCUCACUGCUAGAAGUCCCCACCAUCCCCCAUUCCCCCAUCUCCCCGUCCCACACGCAACAGGCGGCAGUGGUAGCAGUGCAGUGCCAGCACAAGGAUGACUUCGCGCAGCAUGAUGAGGAAAUCAGCACCUCCCUGUCGUACCCUCACUCACUUCUGCUAGUCCCCACCAUCGCAUUCCCCCCUCUCUCAUCCCAGGCAGUGCAAGCAGUGCAGUGCCAGCACAAGGACGACUUCACACAGCACGAUGAGGAAAUCAGCGCCAUUUCUGCUGUCGCCACCCUCUGUGUUGCCUCACCGCUCUCCACCCCAUCCCACCCUCCCUCACAGACGGUGCAAGCAGUGCAGUGGACGACUUUACGCAGCACGACGAGCAGAUCAGCGCCAUGUCUGCUGUCGCCCCCCUCUCUGCUGCUUCACCCCCUUCACCCCCCUCUCCUCUCACAGGCGGUGCAAGCAGUGCAGUGCCAGCACAAGGACGACUUCACGCAGCACGACGAGCAAAUCAGCGCCAUGUCUGCUGUCGCCCCCCGCCUCGCCCUCGCCAUGGCCUCUGCUGCUCACAAGAGGCUGUACAGCCCUGCAGCAGCAGCAGCAGGUGCUGCUGCCAUUGCCCCCGCUCCUGCUGCUGCUGGCGCCUCUGCUUCUGCUGCUGCUGCUGCUGCUGCUGCUGCUGCUGCUGCUGCUUCUAGCGCUGCUGCUUUGGGGAACGCAGAACGAGGUUCAGCUGGGGAGAGUCCGGAUGGUUCAAAACAAAAGUACUCCACGUAUGUGGACCGCAUCAUUCGGGAAAAGCAGAGCAGCAGCCUGCCACGGCUGCACAAAACAGGCGGCAGUCAGUCAAGAAAGGGGGGGCGAGGUGGAGGGAGAGGGAAUGUAAAGGGUGGGGGAACAGGAGGAGUAGGACGAGGAGUAGGAAGGGGAGGAAAGGCCGUUGGAAAAGGGAGGGGGGGAGGACGGGGAAAAGGUUUGGGGAAGGGAGGUGGAGGUCCGGGAUCAGGAGAUUCGGAAGUGAUUGGACCGGGGCUGAAUUAUCUUGCCGGUGCAUUGGGGGGCGAGAGGGAGGUGAAGGCGUUGGUGGGAGCAUAUGAGAUGCAGAAGCGGCAUCUGGAGUUGACUGCUAAGCGUGCAGAGGCACUUGCUCUUGGUGCUUCAAGGGAUGGUGGUGAUGGCGGUGGGGGGAUGAGGAGGCUGGGGUGUGGGGCAUGGGAGGUUUGUACAUGGGAUGAGGAGGAUGAGGAUGAGGAGGAGAAUGAGGAGGACGAUGAGGAGGAAGAUGGGGAGGAAGAAGAGGAGGGGUGGGUGGGACGCAUUGAGGGGGGUGGAGGCGAAGGAGAGGGUGGGGGAAUGGGAGAUGAAGGGGGAGAACGGGAGCAGUUGGAGUGUGGCGAGAGAGAUGAAGGGGAGGAUGAGGAGAAUGAAACGGAGGAAGCGGAGCUGGAAGAGGAGGAAGAGGAUUGA
Molecule: messenger RNA, 6003 nt
Organism: Closterium sp. Naga37s-1
Lineage: Eukaryota; Viridiplantae; Streptophyta; Zygnematophyceae; Desmidiales; Closteriaceae
Source: the annotation of a GenBank genome assembly